CAGCUCCUGAUAAUCCAAAAGCCAAUAAAAAGGCAGUUUGCCUAUCAUGUAUUCGAAAAUAUACACUACCUGUUGCACUUACAAAUCCUGAAUGCUUUAUUUCAAACAAGGCAAAAUUAUGCCGAAGCUACCUUAAAGAUUGUCCAAAUUUUAGAGCAGAAUAUAGUGUAGAUGAGGUUUCAGAGAUUCUUGCAUGA
Messenger RNA from Racocetra persica, 197 nucleotides. NCBI's taxonomy places the organism in Eukaryota, Fungi, Glomeromycota, Glomeromycetes, Diversisporales, Gigasporaceae. The record is from the annotation of a GenBank genome assembly.